This is a messenger RNA of Malassezia globosa CBS 7966, 2739 nucleotides long. RefSeq lists its product as uncharacterized. The transcript is spliced from 2 exons. Lineage: Eukaryota; Fungi; Basidiomycota; Malasseziomycetes; Malasseziales; Malasseziaceae. Gene Ontology annotation, cellular component: cytoplasm; exocyst. The record is from RefSeq and is a predicted model, not a curated record. The coding region runs from base 1 to 2739 and encodes 912 amino acids. Gene Ontology annotation, biological process: exocytosis; Golgi to plasma membrane transport. Gene Ontology annotation, molecular function: protein binding.
AUGGAUCGAUGGGCACCAAUUGCUCCACGGCGCAUUGCGCCGAUCAUUUCUACACUCACGAAAGAUAAUGGCGCUUCCGCACACGAUCCAGACGACGAGAUCCCUAGUAUCCGUGGGUUAUCCAGGAGGGUCAUGCUCCGAAUUCUCGAUUUUGUCCCAGUGUCAGAUUUGACUUCUGUUGCACUUGCAUCGCGCGAGUGCUGGAAUUUGGUGUGCCAAGAAAAACUGUGGAAGUGGCGCUGGGACAGAAUACAUUGGCAGAAGAUGGAAUCGCUGCCCGAUGCGCUUCUCGAUGCACCACCCGAACCCAUACCCAUGCCUGCUACGCGUACAAGGAAGGACCCACCACCGAUAUCCGGACAACCAAGUGCAGCCUCGUCCAAAGUGGUUGACUUGCUCGCUGACCUCGAUUGGGAUCCACCAUCAACUCUUUCUCCUACCCCGAAGCCAUACUCUCGACGAGUCCAGCGUGCCUACCAUGUCUUACGACCCUUCCUACGAUCUUUUAUGAAUGCACCAUCUACGACAUCUUCUUGGCUUUUUACAAAAAUUCCCAAUGUGACUGAUCAAUGCAAAUUCUUAUGUACUUUAGCGCGCUUUGCCUCCGAACAUGUACAAGGCGUGCCUUCACCGGGUCUGGAGGAUGAAGUUGCAGUGCGUGCCAAGUUGCGUCUCGCUUCCAUGGCGCUGAGCACCCAAUUACGCACUGCAUAUGAAGCCAAUGAGGCCAGUUACACCGACUCUGCUUCUUCUAGCGAAGCACUUCAGGCGAUGAAGCUGUACGCAGCUUUAGCAUGGGACCUGCGUCUUAUUGACGAAGUCCUUGGAUCGACUUCAACAACCACACGUCCCUCACUCCCGCAUGCUGCCAAACUGCAUGAUCUUGGUGGCAACGCGGUGGCGCAAGCAUUCGUGAGCUCGCGUCCAAUCUUAAAUGAGCGUAUGCCACACAGCCCGCAUGACGUGGUGGAUCAUCAGGGCGUAUUUCAUUUACGACCAUUACAAAAGUUUGCUCAGCAUCUUGAGCGCGAAUUGACAGAUGAAUGUGCUUUAAUACAGGCGGUGUUCCCAGCGGCUCAGCCCGUCGAGAUUGUGUUCAUCGAAAGGGUUGUGCAUGAGAUUGUUGCUGACUACUUGGCAAAUACUUUGCAGGAAGCACGAAAUGCACCACCGGAAGUGUAUUUGCAAGUAUUUGUGCAAUCUUUGGUCGAGAUGCAGCGUCUCACAUGUGUGUCUGGCAUAUCAGAUCCGGACACGACGAAGGCCGUCAUCUGUCAUGUUUGGCUUCAGCAUAUGGACGAAUAUGUUUUGCUAGAGCUAGCAUGGCAACACCAGCAUUUGAAGGAUGUUUGUGAUAGGUGGCUGCGGGACUUGGACAGUAUGCUGCAGGAGGCAUCGGACGCAGCGUCAUCGAUGCCCUUAACGCCACAUUCGGCCGCAGACAAGCGCUCGUUCAUGGCAAACUUUACGCGUGCUCUGCUUUUGCCCGCUGUGAGCAGAGAGCAAACGAAGCAAGUAUCUUCGCGCGCAUCUUCAUUUGAAGCCGAGUCGACACAAGGGUACGCUGGAUUGGGCCAUGCGCCCUUGGGGAUCGGAGAAGAAAAUGACGACGAUGACGAUGACGAGUGGCAAGCUGUAAGUCGACAAGUAAAUGGCCACGACCAUGAACAUGAUGAUGCUACUUCUACGUCUGCUCACGCACAAAGUGUUGAAAGCCAGCGACGCAAAUCUCAGUCGCACCGCUUAUCAAUGUCCUCCCUUCUCAAUGUUGAGACAGCUGUGGAUAUGGUAAACAUUACGCGUGUGUCGCUUCAGCGACUCGAUCUUGUGCGCAAGACAAACUCGGAGUUGCGUUCCCGUGCACAAGCCACUAUUGUCCAGGCUUUGGUCCAACUGUACGCUUCCAUCAAUGACGAGCACAUGACGCCCGGAUUCCGCACAGCUCGCGAACAGAUUGGCGCUUACAAUCCAGCGCAGCAUGACCGCACCUCAAGCUCAGGAAGCAUCCGUCAUGGUCAAGCAGCCGACCAAGUGGGGCCAUUGCUUCUUUUUUUCGAGCUCGUCCAUAUUGGUGAUACUAUUCAGCAGAUGACCCAAGUGUUCUUCGAGCCUGUGCGUGAGAAGCGCCGCUUUGAGAAUGAUCUUGACGAGCAUGUCGCUGCUGGGCUUAGCGCUGGAGUUGAGCUGCUUGUACAACAACUUGAAUACAUUGUUCUGACUCACCAAAAUCCACGCGACUUUUACCCAGAGCUAGAGGCGUACGUGGAUGUUUCACAACCAACAGCCGCGUGUGUUGAAUGUUGUGAGACGAUGCGCACAUAUUGUCACUUGCUAGCUACGUGUGCAGACAAGGCUCUGCUUGAUGUAUUUUACCAGGAGAUUGGGUUCCGGCUUUAUUCAGUUCUGUGCAAGCACUUGAAGCGGCAGAUCAUCUCGACAUUGGGCGGUGUGCGCGUGAUUUCUGAUCUGAAUCACUACUUUCAUUUCAUCGAGACGCUGGAACAACCAUCCCUUCUCACUCUCUUUGGUGCUCUGAAACGCGUAGCUUCAUUGUUUAUUAUUGAUGAGCCCAAAGAGCUUGCAAAACUCGUCCAAGACACAACACUCAGCAAUGGAACAAUGCGUCCUGAGGAAAUGUAUGAGUUUUUGCGUGCGCGUUGCGACUUUAAAACGAUCGAGAGCAAUGUCGAUGCUGAAAUGUAUGGCAUCAAAAUUCGCGAAGACUGCAUUGUAUCCUAA